Chionomys nivalis (European snow vole) is the source of this 4843-nucleotide messenger RNA. RefSeq names its product protein O-mannosyltransferase 2 (gene Pomt2). Gene Ontology annotation, biological process: protein O-linked glycosylation via mannose. NCBI's taxonomy places the organism in Eukaryota, Metazoa, Chordata, Mammalia, Rodentia, Cricetidae. The transcript is spliced from 21 exons. The record is from RefSeq and is a predicted model, not a curated record. Bases 29 to 2491 code for a protein of 820 amino acids. Gene Ontology annotation, cellular component: endoplasmic reticulum; membrane. Gene Ontology annotation, molecular function: dolichyl-phosphate-mannose-protein mannosyltransferase activity.
CGUCCUUAGCGUCCCUCCGCCUCCCGCAAUGCUUUACGCCUCAGGCCGCUUCCUAGCGGCCCGGGCGGCCACUACACUUCCCGCCCCGCCCAGAGCCCGGGGCCUGGCGCUCCGCGGCAAGCGGAGGGAACUACAAAUCCCAGGGCACCUCGAGACGCCCUCCUAUGACUCUUGGACGGGGUUGCGGACAAGACCCAGCGCGACUCCGGUCCGGAGGGUAAUCCUCAGAAAGGGGAGGAUGCCGCCGGCCAUAGGCGGAGGCCUAACGGGUUCCGAGCUGCGUCCCCGGAGGGGCCGCUGCGCGCCGCAGGCUGCCAGGGCCGUGGGCAGGGACACGGUUCGCCGGGUUGCAGCACGGAGCCUUAAACGACCAGCUUGGAGCUCACGGAGCUUCGAGGCGGCAGGCCGGUGGGCCACGCUGGCUGUGGUGACGCUGCUGUCCUUCGCUACCCGCUUUCACCGGCUGGACCAGCCGGCGCACAUCUGUUGGGAUGAGACUCACUUUGGAAAAAUGGGAAGUUACUAUAUUAACCGCACCUUCUUCUUUGAUGUACACCCACCUCUGGGAAAGAUGCUGAUUGGUCUUGCUGGCUACCUGAGUGGAUAUGAUGGCACCUUUUUGUUCCAGAAGCCUGGGGACAGAUAUGAGCACCACAGCUACAUGGGAAUGAGAGGAUUCUGUGCUUUCCUGGGUUCAUGGCUGAUCCCCUUUGCCUACCUCACUGUCCUGGAUCUGUCCAAGUCCUUCCCAGCAGCACUGCUCACCGCUGCCCUUCUCACCUUUGACACAGGAUGCCUCACUCUGUCCCAGUACAUUCUACUUGACCCUAUCCUGAUGUUCUUCAUCAUGGCUGCCAUGCUGAGCAUGGUCAAGUACAACUCCUGUGCUGACAGGCCUUUCUCUGCCCCCUGGUGGUUCUGGCUCAGCCUGACUGGUAUUAGUCUUGCUGGUGCUUUAGGGGUCAAAUUUGUUGGCCUCUUUAUCAUCCUGCAAGUGGGACUGAACACCAUUUCAGACCUUUGGCAGCUGUUUGGAGACCUCAGUCUUUCACUGGUGACUGUGGGGAAGCACCUGACUGCGCGAAUCCUGUGCCUCAUAGUGCUGCCUUUGGUGCUCUAUGUGACCAUUUUUGCUGUUCAUGUCAUGGUGCUGAAUAAAAGCGGUCCUGGUGAUGGCUUCUUCAGCUCUGCCUUUCAAGCCCGGCUUUCAGGGAACAGCCUUCACAAUGCUUCUAUCCCUGAAUACCUGGCAUAUGGCUCUGUAAUCACUGUGAAGAAUCUCCGGAUGGCCAUUGGCUACCUACACUCCCAUAGGCACCUCUACCCUGAGGGCAUUGGUGCACGCCAGCAGCAGGUUACCACCUAUUUGCAUAAGGACUACAACAACCUGUGGAUUAUCAAGAAACAUAACACAAACACAGAUCCCCUAGAUCCUUCAUUCCCAGUGGAGUUUGUCAGACAUGGAGACAUUGUUCGACUAGAACACAAAGAAACGACUCGGAACCUGCACAGCCACUAUCAUGAGGCUCCCCUGACCCGGAAACACUAUCAGGUCACUGGGUAUGGCAUAAAUGGGACAGGGGACUCGAAUGAUUUCUGGCGGAUUGAAGUCGUAAACAGAAAAUAUGGGAACCGGAUCAAGGUACUGAGAAGUCGGAUUCGCCUCAUCCAUUUGGUCACAGGUUGUGUCCUGGGAUCUUCAGGAAAGAUUCUGCCCAGGUGGGGCUGGGAGCAGUUGGAAGUUACUUGCACUCCAUACCUAAAAGAAACGUCUAACUCCAUCUGGAACAUAGAAGACCAUAUCAAUCCCAAACUGCCAAACAUCAGCCUGGAUGUCCUGCAGCCCAGUUUUUCUGAGAUCUUGUUGGAGUCCCACAUGGUUAUGAUCCGGGGAAACAAUGGCCUCAAACCCAAGGACAAUGAGUUCACAUCCAAACCCUGGCACUGGCCUAUCAAUUAUCAGGGCCUGCGCUUCUCAGGGGCCAAUGACACAGACUUCCGAGUCUAUCUGCUUGGCAACCCUGUGGUCUGGUGGCUGAAUCUGGUGAGCAUUGUCCUCUACCUCCUUUUGGGGAGCACCAUUGCCAUCGCUAUUCAGAGAGGGGUACAGCUGCCAGCAGAGUUGGAAGGGCUGACCAGGGUGCUGCUGCGAGGAGGUGGCCAGCUGCUGCUGGGCUGGAUGCUCCAUUACUUCCCUUUCUUCCUGAUGGGCCGGAUCCUGUACUUCCACCACUACUUCCCAGCCAUGCUCUUCUCUAGCAUGUUGACAGGGAUCCUGUGGGACACCCUUCUGCAGCUCUGUGCCUGGGGCUUGGCCUCUUCUCCCGUGGGUAGAAGAAUACAUGCCAUGGGAAUCGUAAGCCUGCUUCUGGCAACUGCGUACAGCUUCUACCUCUUCCACCCUCUGGCUUAUGGGAUGGUUGGUCCCCUAGCCCAGGAACCCGAGAGUCCAAUGGCAGGACUAAGGUGGCUGGAAUCAUGGGAAUUUUGAGGCCACUGCCAGGACCCCAACCUGAAUCCAGGUAUUGUCCAGAGACACCCAGCUUUGAAGCCAGAUCCUGGACCCUUCCAACUUCAGGGGAGCUGCCUGUGGAGCCUAAAGCACUCUGCUACCCCCAAGACCAAACUCUGGGAAACAGACCUGGAUUUAACUCAACACUAAAAGGAACCAUGCCCCUGUCUGCAGCACCACUUGGUGCCAGUUCCCUCUCCUUUCAACACAAGGAAAGCAGGUGUGAGUGUGGGAGGGUACUGUGUCCAAUCUCCUUGGCAUGUAGACCACCUAACUGGAGUCAAGUGUCAUAAAUUCCAAAAAAUGGUCCAAGGUUAACAGGAUAUUCUCUGGUAUCUUUUCACACUGGAUUUGGUUUCACUUAGGUUUAUAAGGUCCAUAAGAAAUUCUUUGAUCUCCAGGAGGGCUGAAUGCUGUCCCACCCUCACGGUGUUACAAGGCACAGCAGGUGGGACCAUCAAAACUACCCUUCUACCCACACUGCGGGCUGGCCCUCUGCUGCUGCCCCCAGUGUCUUGUGUGGAUACAGUGCUGCCUUUAGUGUGCACAGAGCACUGGGUUCCAGGGCGCAAGCCGGCAGAGAAGUUGCCAGUCUGUGGUUGACUGUCCUUAGGUUUUUGAUUCCCUGUUCUCUGAACUGGGUGGGUGGAACCCACAUCUUGGCUGCCAUGUGCCCAGUGUCUGUUUCUCACUGGCCAUCCCUCCAUCCUUUUUUCUCUGCAUCUGAGGACCAAGCCCUGCUGGCUGAUAGAGCCAGCGGUUGAGUCAGAGCAGGGAUGUGUGGGGCUGAGCAUAUGAGAUGCAGGGAGAGGGAUCACAUGGCCUCUCUGGGCUGAAGUUUUGUUCCAGCAUGGUGUUCCUGUUUUCACACUUCUAGCCCUCCCUGACAAUACCUUAUUUUGCUUCCUUGUCAUUUCUUUCCUUUCUGACACUGCUUUACCAAGUCUUUUCCCCAAAGGCCCAGAGCUCCUGGAAACGCAUGACAGCUUCUGCUGUCCACCACUUUAAGUUCUUCUAUUUCCUUGCCCAAAGGGAGUAAGAAAAUUUCGUAAGAACUAAAGCUAUCCAAGACCAGCCCUUUAGUCUGCCUUCUUCCUUUCAGUUCAGAACAAAAUAAUUAUUUGAUCCCAGAAGAUUUUGAUAUUUCAAGGUUUAAUGAUGAAUUUGCCAUACUCCAUCUUCCACCCACUAUAGCUCUCAACAACUCUGACAGGGUCAGAGCUCUUUAAAGCAUCUUCAGGAGGUGGUUGCCACGGAGACUGGAAAUUGGUCUCAGGGACAGGCUGUGCUACCUACAGAGUGGUGGAGAGGAAAGCUUCUGGGCCCCGCUUGGACAGUCAGCUGGAGCAUCAUUAAUGUUAAUAGAGGAAAUGCAGCCCUGUCAAGAGCAAGGCAAGGUAGCUAAUUAGAUCUGAGGCCCACUGACCAUCCUCUCCCAUGACUGCAGCCCUUUUGACUUCCCUUCUCCUCCCAGCAGGAAGUGCAGCUUGUGUGUGGAAUCUGAACUGUCUGUUUAAUUGCAUUUCUUGCAGGGACUGGGGAACUCUGCUCCCAUUGCCCUCCCUGACUUUUGCCUAUAGACCCAGGCUGGGCUGGUUGCUUUUGAGCCCAGUGGGGUACCAUCUGGGUAGAUUCUCCUGAGAGGGAUGCUGGAAUCUGUGCUUGGCUCUUAAGGUGGCCCAUGGGGCAUCUAACAGGUGGCUGAUUUUUCUUGUACUCUAUUUCUGGAGGUACUUGUUAGAGGGAAGGAACCCUGAAGUAACCAGGGGGAGCCUUCAAGAGCCAGAGUAGGUAGGAGAGCACAGUGGGCUCUGACAUGCCCCUCCCCCUAAUGUCACAUUGAGGACAGAAGGGGUCUUUUGGUUCAAGUACGGGAAGAAGAGUGCUCCCCACCUACUCCCUCUUCUUCCAUACCCAAACUGGCAUACAUUCCUGUGGAAAAAGGCCACUUGGUGACAUCACUAAAUACUUGGGUUCUAUUUGGAAGAUGGGGGGCAGUAGGCUCUAGGGUGCUGCUUUGCAUGUUGGUUGCACUCCUCAGGAACUGACAGAGAUGUGGUACAUCUCAGACCGCUGGCAAGAAGGAAGAUGUGCCAAGCAGCUUAACCCAGCCAAUGUCUUAACCCACCACACCUUUUUUUUCUUUUCUUUUUUUAAGUUUCUAGAGAUAAUCAGAGACCAUUACUUUUGUAAUAAAUAGCUCUUGUUUUCAACACUACUUUGUCCUUGUGCUUAAUUGGAUGUGACUUGCCCUUGAGAAGAUGUUUAGAUGUCAAGUCCCACAUGGUAUCUCAUGGCUGGGGCCAUUCUCAUUCCAGCUGAGGCUCUGAC